CUCCGCCCCCAGUCCCCCUGCUCCCAUGAGGGCGGCUCUUUAUAUUGCCCCAAAACUCCUCCUGACUGGCGCCUUUUUCUUUAUCUGCCGGAGAGGAGACGCACAUGCUAUUUUUAGGACCACGUUGGAAUAAACCCAUUAACCUGCCGGUGUGAGAAGUAAAUAUGAGCGACAAGGGGACAGUGUCAUCUAAGGAGAAGGAGACGACAGAGAAGAGGGGGCGUGGAAGACCCCGCAAGCUUCCUCAGCGUCCCGAGUCUCAGGAGCCCAGCGGAUCGCCGACUCCAAAGAGGUCCAGAGGACGACCCAAGGGCAGCAAAAACAAACCCAGCAGCAAGGGCAAAACAAAGGCAGAACCUGCUCCUGGUGCCAAACGCAGAGGAAGACCCAAGAAGGAGGAAAAGGAAGAGAAAGCAUCACAGGAGUCGUCGGAGCAGGAAGAAGACGAAGAGGAUGAGGAAGAGGACCAGUAAUAGCAACACGUGCUACCUCUCUCAGCAUACUGACUUACUGUUAACUGUAACUGGACUGUAUCUUCAACACCAGUGCCACUUUCAUGACCACUAUCCCCCUGAUAGGGCCCUCGGCUCAAACAAGGGUCUACGCAGUACAUUUCUCAUGCAACAGCACUGGAUAAAAACGCUGGACCUUGCGCAAGCGUAGCUCUGAGCAUCACAUACAUGACAGAUGACAAGCCCUUUUCUCUACGUCAUGACAUCGCAAGAAUUUUUAUGCCGGAGAAGGUGGGCUUCUCGGGGCCGAGUGUAUUUUCAUUUCUGCUGAAAGAUGGUUUUUAGUCUUUUUUUUGUUUGUUUUCUAUUUACUCAAUGUUACUUAUUGAUUAUACCCAAGUCUGAGAUGGUAGGGGCUCUAGAGUUUCUCUGUUUUGUACAGGACAAAGGUGAUUUUUACCAAUACUCGUGUUUGUGUGGUGUGUGGUUUAACCUAUCCUUCCCAUCGUACGCUAGAUGGAGUUGAGUUUCAGUAUUUAGGAUGAGAAUAGGUCACUGGUGGUAUACAUACCCCCCCCCCCCUUUCCCGAUGUCACCGCUCACAAGUAGAACAUCUGCUCAUGUAGGACAUUUUAGGUGUUAGCUUAUCUGACGGCCUCCUCUGUCAUUGGUGUGUAGCGGGGGAGACAACUCGUGUUUGUAGUUUUUUGUUUUGAUUACUUUCCAGUUCCAUCCCAUUUCAAGUUGUGUGCUGCUUCUUUUCAAGUGUUGUCAAUUUUAAAGUAUAGGGUUCCAGGUUGAGAGCAUCAGUGUCGGUUUUUCAGGGAGCUUUUUACAGACGGUUUCUGCCUGCGCACACGCGCGCCCGGUCAACGGAAAGACAAAAUGUACAGCCAUAAGCAGUUUAAUAAUAAAAUUGGGAGUUGUUGGUACUUCGCUAAAAAGGCUGCUCAUGUUUUUUUUUGUUUUUUGCGCUUAUUCACCUUGCGUGGGUUCCCAUAAACUUACUUAAUUGUAAUAAGCCUGUUUAAAGGAUGUUUUGCUUCCUGCAACAACAACAAAAGAACGUUCAAGUGUCCUCUUGGCCGUUCUUCAACACACCUCAGCCGCUACAACCUCGGUUAUAAAACUGCAAAGUGACAACACAAUGCCUGGACUUUCAUACCUCAUUCAGCAGUUUAUAUCAUUGCAUUUUACCGUUUUUGUGUUACUGUGUACUCUGGACACGAGUCAGUUUUUUUUUUUUUUUAAAUACCUGACUGAAGCAGGCUGGCUCACAACGGAAGCUUGGCUGGUGUGAGUGAGAAGCAAGUCAGGGAGACUUGUCAGCUUGACAAUACUGCGUUCGCUGACUGUGGUAGUUUAGCAAAUUUUCAUUUUUUUCUUCUGGUGCACUGAAACAUUUUAAGGUUGGACACCUUUCCUGCUUUUUGCCUAACAUUUUCCAUCAAGUGGUUAUGUUGUGCAUUGACUUUCACAAAAUCUGAUUUACAUCGCAAACUGACGUCUACAUCUGUUCAUUUAUAUACUGUAAACUGUUGAGGAUGGAAUCAUUCUUUUUAAUGGACACCGUAUAUAAAUGUGCAAUGUAUAUAUUUUCUAUGGUGCCCUGCAAUUUGUAUGAGAUAAAACGGUCAAUAAAGAUAAUUUUCUGUCA
This is a messenger RNA of Syngnathus acus (greater pipefish), 2109 nucleotides long. It is a transcript of the gene hmga1a, whose product is annotated as high mobility group AT-hook 1a. The record is from RefSeq and is a predicted model, not a curated record. Gene Ontology annotation, molecular function: DNA binding; transcription coregulator activity. NCBI's taxonomy places the organism in Eukaryota, Metazoa, Chordata, Actinopteri, Syngnathiformes, Syngnathidae. The transcript has 5 exons. Gene Ontology annotation, biological process: regulation of DNA-templated transcription. The coding region runs from base 165 to 473 and encodes 102 amino acids. Gene Ontology annotation, cellular component: chromatin; nucleus.